UGCAGAGGGUGUGGCACGCACUAUGGCGAGCGCGACUUGUGUAAACAAGAGUCAAGGAAAGAGUAGAUAUCUUCUUCGUAUUGAUAAAUUGAUUGAUAUUAUCAAAUUGCUCAAAACAUGUGAAUUUUCCAUGACAAAAUGGCCUCUGCUUGGUUUGAAUCUUGGACUACUGAAGAACACAUUGGAAACCAUUAAAAAAGAUAAUGAUACAACAUCAGAUUGUGUAACAGAAUGUCUCUCCUACUGGUUGCGCAGAGCAGAUAAUGUUGAAAUGAGAGGAGGAACUACUUUGGAAUCUCUUUUAUGUGCUCUGAAAUCCAUGGAUGAGAUGGCUGUAGCUGAUAAUUUAUCUAAUAAAAAACCUAGUUUUUUAUCUAUGUGUAUUUUCAAUGAUCAUCAUGAUCUCCUCUCUCAGUCUCUUUGUGAUCCUGUUGGUGUUGCCAGGAUGCUCUGUCAAGAGGAUACGAUAAAAAGAGAAGCAUUAAAGAGCAUCGAGUCAGCUAGUCCCCCCUCUGUUUCAAAGCAGCGUGAAACCCUUUUAGCGACCAUCAAAGAAAAGAUUCAAACUGAUCAUAGUUCUCUUCAGACAUUUGCUAGUGUGUUAUGUAAGUUUCAUCCUAAUGUAAAAUUAGGCAACACUAUUAAUGAAGACUACGCUAAAGAAUUUCUGGAUGACAGUCAAGUGAUAUGGCAAAGUGAUAUUACAUCAUCAGCACUAUCUGAAGUUACACCUAGCACACUAGAAAUUCUUAUUCCUGUUCCACGAAGCCUGAGUUCUGAGUUUAAUUCAGUGCGAGCAUCAUUUAGUAUAAUGUUCUCUAAAGUACAGAAAGUUGUGACAGAUAACAAUCCAUCACUCAAUGAGUUAAAGAUUCUUCUAGUAAAUUAUGAAUCUGAACUUGAGGCACAGCUAAAUGAGAUUUUUACACUGCCUCCUGUAUUUAUUUUAAUAAGGAAAAACUGUAGUCUUAUUGAUGUUGAAAUUCUUAAAGCUGUUGUAAAUCACUUUGAGAUCGAGGAAGCUCAUAAAUACAUUAAGGAUUACAAAGAAAUGGUAGAAGAGUCUUGUAAAGCUUUCUCAAUUGAUUUAUGCUUGAAUGAAAGAUUUGAAGUUAUAGAAGCUGCACCUUUUUUGAAAUGCGAAACAGCUAUUUUUGUUUUUGACUGGGAGCCAAAGGAACAUGUGCUGAAGGAUAUAAUGGAUAUUUUAUCAAAAGCAUGUGGUAAACUAGUAAAAAUACGGUUCAUCAACAAAGGGAACUCAAUUACUGUCACGUGUUUCUUUUCUCUCUCUCUUGCUGGAGUUGUUAUUGUGAAAGCAACUGAGAAUCUUGAUAUACUAAUUCAGAAUGGUUUAAUGAAGCUUACUAUCGGGUACUGUGUAGUAUGGAAGACAAACAAGCUGCAGCAACCACAGGAAAAGAAAAUUGCUGAAAGCCAAGAUGCCAAGGUUCUUUUACAUGAAGCUCACUGUUGCAAAGAAGUCGGGCUAAUUCUAAUGACAACUAGAUCUACCACAUUCCUUUCAUCUCAGUUACUCAAGUUUUCCAUAAAAAAGUUUUGCCAGAGAUGCACAGAUUUUCCAGAAAGCAUAAUUGGAUCAAAAAGAUUCAGUUUAUUAGAAGCAAUAAUAAUUGCUGUGAAUAUUGGAUGCACUGAUGAACUUCCAAUCAUGAAUAAGAUAUGCAUUGAUUUGGAACAGCUAUUUCAAUGUGCAAUGGCAAGAAUCCCAUAUAUAACCAAUUCAACUGAGAGGUUGAAAGUAAUGGAAUUUCUUUUUGUUCUUUCAGACGUUCCUAAAAGUGGAUUUUUAUCUCAAUUCCCAAUACCCCCAAGCUCUUUACUAAAUUUACGAUGGCUCAUAAAGCACAAAACCUGCUCUUUUCGUUUGUGUAAGCAAUUAUUGCAAAAUGGCCUGAAAAUAAUUGAUCAAUCUAUUUCUCAAGAGGAAAUUCUCAAAUCCCUGGAUGAUGAUACUUGUGCUCUUGUUCUAGAUUGUUACAAAAAAAAUUUAGGCACACAAUCAAUUAAUACAGCAAUACAAAACAAGAAACCCAAAACAGCCUCUGUAUUGAUUGAAAAAUUAGCAAGUCGAGAUGAUAAGAAAACCAUGUUAAAGGGAGUUUUUCGAAAUUUUGAUGAUAAUCUUUUAAAAGUUUUUUCUUCUGAGUGCAGCCCAUUGCUAAGAGGCCUACUUUUAAAUGUAAUUGUAUUCUCUUCAUCCGAGAAAGAUGACAAGAAAGUUAAAGCAAUUAAAGUUGUUAUUUCCAGUACUAGUGACCUAAAAAUUGCUAAAGACCUCGAUUUAAGAGAAAUGUUUCGAAAUCGCAGCUGUUUAUCAUUUUUCCUAUUGUAUCCAAUUCUAUUGAAAAAAUUAUUAAGCAUUGGUCUGAGAAUUAACAAUCAUGAAAAAGAAUUAGUCAUAUUACUUUUGCACAAUAAAGAUAUUGCUAAAGCAAUUGAUGUUAUAUGCAUCCUCCUCAAUCAUGGAGCUGAUGUUGGUAUGCUAAAAUCUGCUUACACUGGCAGAGGAGAAGGCAGUGCAAUACUGGGAGCAACAGAACUUGCUGUUAAAGCUGGAGACCCCACUGUAUUGAAAAUAGCAUUGGAAAAGACUGGCCGUGGUGCUGAUGAAUGUCAACGAUUAAUCGAUAGUUUUAAAAGGAACAAACAAAAGAAUCCUUCUAAUGAAUUAGAAGUCAUUUGCCAACCUGCAAAUGCACAUGUACCACGACGUACAAUGCCAGAGAAUAGAGCUGAGCAAGUUAAUAAUAGUGCUGAUCAAGUUAAUCGUGGCGUUGAUAUACAAGAUGGUGUCGUCAAGCAGCUACAUGAUGAAGUGAAUCACCUUUUAGGAAAAGAUUCAGAUUACUUCAAACUAAAUAAGGCCUGUAAGGAGGAUGAUGAUGAUGACGAUCAUGAUGAUGAUGAUGACAAUGAUUAUAAUGAUGAUGACAAUGACAGUGAUGGGAAUGAAGAAGCUCUAUCUUCUUCAUGCACCUCAGAAUUAAAAACUGAUGUUACUGCUGAAAUAAGCACACCUUUAUCAGCAGGUCUUCACACUCAAGCCAUUGCUAAUGUAGAGUUUGGCAAUGAUAAAAAUGAAAUGAAUUUUCGCGAUCUUCCUUGGGCUAUAUUUAUCAGUAAGCAAGUUGCUGACUUUUUAAAGUCCAAAAAAUCAUCUAGACGUGUUGUUAGCCACAUAAAAAAGAAAUUGUAUGCUUUGGGUGAAGGGAAUCGAGGAAAAACUCUUUGUCAUAGAUGCAUUGAACAAGAGGACAACCUUUAUGAAACAGAACUUUAUACUGAGGCUCGUAUUAUAUGGCAUGAAACAAUAGAAUAUUCUGAUGAAUUGUCCACAAAUGAUGAAAAAAUUUAUACGGAUGUCAUCAGAGUGUUAUGGGUUACAACUAGACACACCAAAACCCAACUGAGUGAUGUUCUACAAAAGAUCAAGGCAGCUUUGGCUAAGUCUAGGAUCUCAACCUCAUUUAAGGACCUACAGAUACAACCAGAAGCCAAACAUAAACAUCCACAUGAAGGUCUGAAAUAUCCACGAAGAUUUAUUGAACGACUGUCACAGUCACUCAGUCCAUUGCCAAAGAGUGAUGAAGCAGAAAAUUUUUACCGCCCAUUUCCAAAUAUUUUUGGUGGUGAAUACAGUCUUAUGCAGUUUCAUCCAUUUCAUGAGUUUCUUGAUGCAUAUCUUUCUAAUAAUUCCUCAAAUUAUGAGACGUCAAUUUGUAUGUCCCCACAAGAGCAAGAGAUUGUAAAGCUUCCCUAUAGAAAAGAGCCAGUCAUUUUAUGUGGCAGGAGUGGUACAGGCAAAACAACAACAUGCAUUUAUCGUAUGUGGAAUGAGUAUAAAGUAUUUUGGGAGAAGUUUCUUGAUACUCUUCAAGUUGAUACUGAUGGAGUAAAGCAAGAUGAAUAUCUGCAUCAAGUUUUCAUUACUAAAAGCCCUGUACUCUGCUCUCAAGUUAGAAAGCACUUCGAAAAAUUAAUCAAUGGGUGUCCAAAGCUACAAAAAUUGUGGUCUAGCCCUUCAGUUAUUUCACACAAGUCACUGGCUAAUUAUUGUCCUCGUAAAGGCUUCCCAAUUUUUGUUACGUCAAGGCAAUUUCUUCUACUACUUGAUUUAACAUUGACAGAUGGGAAGCCUUUUUUUGAUCGAGAUCACAAGAAUAACAUUGCUGUAAAGCUAUAUAACUCUGAUUACAAUCAUAACAGUAAUCCCGAUGGUCUUUUUAGUGAUGUACAUAUAGUUGCAGGCAACCCCACUAACGAUGACGAUGAUAAGCAUAAGAAGAAGUGGAUAGAAGUUACUGCUGACUUUUUUUGCAAGCGAGUCUGGAUCAAGUGCCUUAAAUCAAAAUAUGGAAGACAAUUUGAUGAUCCACUUCUCGUGUGGAUGGAAAUACAAUCAUUUAUUAAAGGAUCGGCAAAAGCAUUAGAGUCUAAAGAAGGUUUUAUUAGCAAAGACGAAUACAUCAAAAUUGGUAAAAAAAUGGCUCCAAAUUUUGCUGAUGAAAGGGAUGAAAUUUAUCGAUGCUUUUUAGAGUAUAGAAAUAUCCUCUAUCAAGGAGCUCAUCUUUUUGACUGUGAUCGUUUAUUUGAUGAAUCAGAUAUUAUUUUUAAUUUAUUCACACGGCUUUCAAAACAAACCAAAUUGCAAAAAUUGUGGCAUAUUGAUCAUUUUUAUAUUGAUGAAGUUCAAGAUUUCACUCAAGCCGAAUUUUCUCUUUUGCUCUAUUGUUCAAAUAGUCCGAGUGGGACAUUUUGCACAGGUGACACUGCUCAAAGUAUUAUGAAGGGGGUCUUUUUUCGAUUUGAAGAUUUGAGGUCUCAAUUUUGGACACUUAGCUGCUCACCAACAAGCCUUUCUAAAGUUCCAGAGUUAAAAAUGUUGACUGAUAAUUUUCGAGCACAUUCUGGUAUUUUAAGUAUGGCUCAAGCAAUAAUUAAAAUGAUGACUGUUUUUUUCAAGAAAUCAUUUGUCGACCAAGUGCCUCCUGAAAGACCAAUGUUUGAAGGACCGCAGCCUAUUCUUUUGAGCGUGGAAUCAGAAAAAGAACUUACAUCAAUUUUAUUAGGAAAUGCUAGUAAUGAAUAAAGUCAAAAGGUUGAGUUGGGGGCACACCAAGCUAUUAUUGUUCGCUCUGACGAAGCAAAAAGGAAGCUCCCUGAAUCUCUUAAAGAUGGAAUUGUCUUAACUGUGUUGGAAGCUAAAGGACUUGAGUUCAAUGAUGUCUUGCUGUAUAAUUUUUUUCAAGAUUCAGAGGUUCGCAAAGAAUGGCGUCUGUUUUACAAUAAUUGUGAAUUUAUCGGUGAAGAAGAUACAAAGCACCGGCCUCUGGGUGAAGUGGAGGAAAGAAAAUUGAAAUCACUGCUAGCAGAACUGAAGUAUUUGUAUACUGCCAUUACUCGAGCAAGAGUCAAUUUGUGGGUGUAUGACGAGUCACUUGAACAUCGGGAGCCAGCCUUUCAUUUUUGGUCAAGUCAAAAUUUGGCAAGAUUGAUCAAUAUAAGUGAAGCAGAAAAAGAUGACCUUUUAUUUGCUGCUCCAUCUGAAAAGGAGCAGUGGUCAAAACAAGGAGACUUUUACUUCAGAAUAAGGAGGUGGGAUGUAGCUAUGACUUGUUAUGAAAAAGCAGGGUUAAGUUAUCAAGUAAAUGUUACGAAGGCUUACAAGUUGUCAGAACAAGCAAGAACACAGCCAUCAGUUAGAUCUAUGCAUAAGUGCUAUACAGAAGCAGCUUUGGCUUUCCUUGCAGCAGACAGUCACUCCCACAAAAUAGAAUAUAUAGACAAAGCUAUUUAUUGCUUAAGAAAGAGUGAGCAGCAUGAAUUAUUGGCAAAACUUCUAGAAAAAAUGGAAAAGCUUGAACAAGCAGCAAAAGAAUGGGCUAAAGCUGGCAAGUAUUUAGAGCAAGCAAGAGUUCUUGAAAUGUUGGAAGAUUACUCAGGAGUCAUAAGAGCUUAUGCUAAAGGAAAGAAAUACCAAAUCGCUCUCCAAAAAGCUGUACAAUUUGAGAGAAGUGGACAAAAACUUGACUUGGAUGUGAAUGCACAGCAAAUAGCAAGUGAUUUUGCUAGGAUGAAAGUGCAUGAAGGAGACCAGGAAUCUCUUCGUAACAUAGUAACAUUUAUAUCUGAUGGAAUGGUUAAAGCAGAUUUUUUAAAAGAAACAGGUUUGUUUGUUGAAGCUUCUGAAGAGUUACGAAAAGAACGGAAAUUUGUUGAAGCAGUUCGCAUUUUGAAGGCUCAAGGGAUGUUUAAAGAAGGGCUGGAGCAUUUUAAAAAUGAUACCACAAUCAGAAGCAUGUUUAAUCUUUGUAUUGCUGCACAACAAAUAAUAGAAGAUCAAUUCUUUGAUGAUCCCUUAUUAAAUGAUCUCACUAAAUGUAAAGAUUUAUACUGUAAAUCCCGAUCUGAAUUGUUGUGUGGUAAAUUCAAAGAUGACACAAAAUACCUUAAAAGAGCCAUACAAUCUUUUAAAGAUAAUAAAGAUUUACCUGGAAGAAUAAUAGCCAUGUAUCAUUCUUUAAUCGCACAAAUUGAAGGCAACCAGUUAGAUAAGUGUGAGUUUUUGAAUGCUGUGAAGGAAAUCAAUGAUGCCAGAGAGGCAACUCGUGCUUUUAUUGACGGAAAAGCAACCAAAAAGCAAAGAAAUUUUAUGUAUGAUGUGUUCAGGCUAUAUGACAUUGAAGAAGAGGAGGCCUUUUACUACACAACAAAAAUUUCCAGAGCAUAUGCAAAGUUCACCACUGAUUUAGAUUUAGAAAUUGAUGAUACAAAUAUAGAUGGUAUGUUAGUCCUUGACAAAGAAAAGGUGCAAAUAGCCAUAAUUGCAGUGUUUGAUCAAAUGCAUCAUACUCUUUCUAACUCACCUUUUGUUCAAAGUCAGUUCAAAAAACUACUGCAUUCACUCUUCACGUGCAAUAAAGAUUUUCAAGCUGAGUCUUUUAAGCGUUAUUAUGAUGAUGUAAGAUAUCUGUUCAGAUUUUGUACUUUGUUUCCUGACAAUGAUCUUGAUGUAGAAGAAAUCACUCAUGUAGAAAAUUUCGUUUUUUCCAUGUUUUCUCUAUCUUCUGAAAUGCUAUCAUACCUUAUCUCAAAUAUUGAUGAUAGUCAGUCAGACUAUUUCUUGAAUAUUGCUUGUAAAAAGAUUAAUUCUCCUAAUUCUUCACUUGAAUGCUAUUUCUCAGCAUGGGCAAUGCUAAUAAAAUUUCAACAUCCAGAAGAUGCAAAUAGGAAAUUGAGAGAUAAUUUUAAAACAAAGGAAGAAGAUGGAGAUGGCCUUGUAAUUCCUUAUCCAAAGAAAAAAACUCAUGUGUUCUUCUGGUGGACUUAUGCAUGUAGGCAAUUCCGUGAUGGGCAAGUCAUUGCUGGCUGCAAUACAGUGAUGCAUAAUCUGUUGUAUCGCUUUCCUCAAAUAAAAAGUUAUGUAUCAAUCUCAUCAAUUACAUUUGUCGUAUCUCAAAUGACAACCAUGUUAGUCAUUGCAAUAAAUAGCUCACCGUUCAGUCAGCUAGUCAAAUUUAUUGUGCCUAAAGUAUAUGAAAAUGCAUGUAUCACUUUUGGUAAACUGAAUAAUAUGAAUAUGUCUAUAUGUUCUUCUACUGGUGUAGCUUCAGACAGUUUUUCUCAGUCCAUUCAACAACUUACUACAUUGCUUGAUUUUAUGAUUGGUGAUGACAAAGGUCAAGUAGGGAUCCUACAAAUGGCACUAUCUUCAGAAGUAAAUCUUAAUGAUGGAAGUGCACAAAGUUUUCUUACUCUUUGCUUAGUAUUGGCUGCUAAUUUGUAUUGUUAUCCUAACAUUACUCACAAUAUGUAUCCUCGGCUUCUUAUUAUACAGAAGGAAUUAAAGAGGCACAGGCAUCAUAGUUUUGUUGACAAGGCUUAUUGUAUUCUUCAGACUGCAAAGAAUGUAGGAGACAUUUUUUCACUCAUUACUGGCCUCUCAUCUCGUUUGGUAUGCCCUUUUGUUGUAUGGAAAAGUAUUAAUUUUAAGCCCGUUCCUCCUGGAAAUACGUAUCCACAAAUAAAGCGAUUGGUCAUUAUUGAGGAUGAAAAAGAGCAGAAUGAGCUUCAGAUUGAUGAUGACAUUGACAGUACAGUAACCCCUAGUAGCCAUGUCACCAUUGAGAAUGAGUAUAGUCCUGAUUUUGAUGAUGUUGACAAAGACACAGAAGAAGAUAUUAAAUUUGAAAUAAAGAAUGGCAUGUUGGAAGAUAAUGAAUGUCAGGUGUGUGGAACCAAGUUUUCAAAUAGUAAAAGUGAUGGACAGAAGGUGUACUAUAUGAGUUUGAAGAGUCAUUUUGAAAGUCACGAACAUGAAGAGAAAGUUAAAAGUUUCAAUGAGUUUACUGAAGCUAUGCAAGUUGCAGAAGAUUUGUACAAGAAUGUAAAGAAAGAUUUGGAGAAAUAUAGACAAGUUUUUUUGAAUCAAUCUCAUUUAAAGUCGUUGAUAUCGAGGCAUAAAGGUGUCAUAGAAAAAAUUAGAGAUUUGAAACAGUUGUUUGAGUGGGUUAAUUGUAUUAAGAUUCUUAAAAAAUACAUGGAAUAUCUUCAGAAUUUAUCAAUUGAAAAACCAAAUAUAUCAACACCAGAUGAUGAUGGUGAUGAUGAAGUGGCUGAAUUGAAUUUACUGCCACCUGAUGAAGAAGAGAAAUGGACAAAAGAAAGCAAAAAUGCACGUAAAUGGGAAUAGACUUACCACGCACUGCUUAGUAGACUAUGUCUAGUAUAGCUAUUUUUAUAUAAACAUAGUUAUAAUAAACAGUAUUUUUGUAGCAUUCACAAAGCAGUUUUUAUGCCUAAAUUUGAAUUUAAUAUAGUGUUUAGUUUUUAUAAAUAUUUGCUUCCAAAAGCACCCUUA
Molecule: messenger RNA, 8884 nt
Organism: Amphimedon queenslandica
Lineage: Eukaryota; Metazoa; Porifera; Demospongiae; Haplosclerida; Niphatidae
Exons: 12
Biological process (GO): signal transduction
Molecular function (GO): protein binding
Source: RefSeq, a predicted model, not a curated record